Arvicanthis niloticus (Nile rat) is the source of this 9234-nucleotide messenger RNA. NCBI's taxonomy places the organism in Eukaryota, Metazoa, Chordata, Mammalia, Rodentia, Muridae. The record is from RefSeq and is a predicted model, not a curated record.
CUCCGGAGGCGGCCGGCGUGGGUGCUCCCCAGAGGCCGACGGAAGGUGAGCGCUGUGGGCUAUGGGAUGGAUGAGGUGGAGCAGGACCAACAUGAGGCCCGACUCAAGGAGCUGUUUGACAGUUUUGACACCCUGGGAACUGGGUCUCUGGGUCAAGAGGAGCUCACUGACCUCUGCCAUGUGCUGUGUUUGGAGGACGUGGGCCCGGUGCUUCAACAGACGCUACUCCAGGACAACCUCUUGGGCAGGGUACAUUUUGACCAAUUUAAAGAAGCAUUAAUACUUAUCUUGUCUAGAACUCUAUCCAGUGAGGAGCACUUUGAGGAGUCAGACUGCUCACCAGAAGCUCAGCCCAAAUAUGUUAGAGGUGGGAAGCGUUAUGGAAGAAGAUCGCUGCCCGAGUUUCAAGAGUCUGGGGAGGAGUUCACGGAGGUGACAGUGCUUGAGCCUCUAGAGGAAGAAGCGAGGCCAUCACAUAUCCCAGAUGGUGACUGCAGUGAGCACUGGAAGACACAACGCAGUGAGGAGUAUGAAGCAGAAGGCCAGCUAAGGUUUUGGAACCCAGAUGACCUGAAUGCUUCACAUGGUGGGUCUUGCCCUCCUCCAGACUGGAUAGAAGAGAAACUGCAAGAGGUUUGUGAAGAUCUGGGGAUCACACGAGAUGGUCACCUGAACCGGAAGAAGCUGGUUUCCAUCUGCGAACAGUAUGGAUUACAGAAUGUGGAUGGAGCGAUGCUGGAAGAGGUGUUUCUCAGCCUUGAUCCUGAUGGUACAAUGAGUCUUGAAGACUUUUUCUAUGGUCUGUUUAAGACUGGAAAAUCCCUCACACCAUCAGCAUCUACUCCCUAUAGACAAUUAAAACGGCAUCUCUCUAUGCAGUCUUUCGAUGAGAGUGGACGGCGGACCACAACCUCGUCAGCAAUGACAAGUACCAUUGGCUUCCGGGUCUUCUCCUGCCUGGAUAAUGGGAUGGGCCAGGCAUCUGUGGAGAGGAUACUGGAUGCCUGGCAGGAAGAAGGCAUUGAGAACAGUCAGGAGAUCCUGAAGGCCUUGGAUUUCAGCCUGGAUGGAAACGUCAACCUGACAGAGCUGACACUGGCUCUUGAGAAUGAACUCUUGGUUACCAAGAAUGGCAUUCACCAGGCAGCUCUAGCUAGCUUCAAGGCUGAGAUCCGGCAUUUGUUAGAACGAGUUGACCAAGUAGUCAGAGAAAAGGAGAAGCUCCGGUCAGACCUAGACAAAGCAGAAAAGCUGAAGUCUCUCAUGGCUUCCGAGGUAGACGAUCACCACGCGGCCAUUGAGCGGAGGAAUGAAUACAACCUCAGGAAACUGGAUGAGGAAUACAAGGAGCGCAUAGCAGCCUUAAAGAAUGAACUCCGCCAAGAGAGGGAACAGAUCCUGCAGCAAGUGGGCAAGCAGCGGGUAGAGCUCGAGCAGGAAAUUGAAAAGGCCAAGACAGAAGAGAAUUACAUCCGGGACCGCCUUGCUCUCUCCCUGAAGGAAAACAAUCGCCUGGAGAAUGAGCUUCUGGAAAAUGCAGAGAAGUUGGCAGAGUACGAGAGCCUGACAAACAAACUUCAGCGCAAUUUGGAAAAUGUGUUAGCAGAGAAGUUUGGUGACCUCGAUCCCAGCAGUGCUGAAUUCUUCCUUCAAGAGGAGAGGCUGGCGCAGAUGAGAAAUGAAUACGAGCAACAGUGCAGGCUACUACAAGACCAAGUGGAUGAGCUCCAGUCUGAGCUGGAAGAAUAUCAGGCCCAAGGCAGAGUGCUUAGACUCCCCUUGAAGAACUCCCUGUCAGAAGAGCUCGAAGGUCACAGUGGUGGUAUUGAGCCCAACCAAGGGCCUGGUUCUGAAGAAUGCAACCCACUGAAUAUGAGCAUUGAAGCCGAGCUGGUCAUAGAACAGAUGAAAGAACAGCACCACAGGGACCUGUGUCACCUGAGACUGGAGCUGGAAGACAAAGUGCGCCACUAUGAAAAGCAGCUGGCUGACACCAGGGUUGCCUGUGAAAAGGAGCAGGUGGCCAUGAAGCAAAAGUAUGAGCAAGGAGUGCACACCUUGGAGAAGCAAAUCAGUGACCUUCGGAGUGAGAUUGCAGACCUUCAAGGGCAGGCGGCCGUGCUGAGGGAGGCCCACCACAAGGCCAGCUGCAGGCACGAGGAGGAAAAGAAACAACUGCAAAUGGUGUUUGAUGAGGAAAAGACUCAGCUUCAGGAGGAGCUGCGGCAGGAGCAUGAGAGGGAGCUCAAGGCCAGGCUGCAGCAGGCAGAGGAAAGCUUUCUCCAGGAGAGAGAGGGGCUCGCUCAGGCUGCUGCCUGGACUGAAGAGAAGGUGAGAGACUUGACUCGGGACCUGGAACAAUCUUACCAGGAGCAGCUGAGGAGCCUGAUGGAGAAGCAUGCUCUUGAGAAAGAAGAGCUGAAGAAAGAGCUCUCAGAAUGUCACCAAAGGGAACUCCAGGAGGGAAGGGAAAAAAUGGAAACAGAGUGUAAUAGAAGAGUCUCUCAGAUAGAAGCCCAGUUUCAGGCUGACUGUGAGAAAGUCACUGAGCACUGUGAACAGACUCUGCAAACUCUUGAGGGUCGCUACCGCCAAGAGCUGAAGGACCUCUUGGACCAGCACCUGGAGGAGAAAUCUCAGUGGGAGUUUGAGAAGGAUGAGCUUGCUCAAGAGUGCACAGAAGCCCAGGAGCAGCUGAAGGAGGUGCUCCAGAGGGAGAAGGCAACCUCUCUGGCCAUGAACCAGGAACAGGAGAUGCUGGAGAAGACAUACAAGGAACAUUUGAAUAUUCUCAACAUGGAAAGAGAGAAGCUGUUGCAAGACCUGAAAGACCUACGGAACGCAUCUGAGAGCCAGCACAGCCUCCUGUCUGACCAGAUAAUUGAGUUAAAGAGAAGUCAGGAGAGAGAGCUGAGGGAGCAAGGGCAGGUGCUAUGCCAGACAGGGGUCUCUGAACAGCUGGCUAGCCAGCAGCUUGAAAGGCUCCAGGUAGAACAUGAGCAAGAGAAGCAGGAAAUGAUGGGCAAGCUUGCCGUCCUGGAGAGCGCCCACAGAAUGAACUGUGAGAGAACAGAUCAAGAGAAGGCAGAGAUGAGUGCAGAAAUCCGCAGGCUUCGGAAUACGGUCAAGGACAUGCAGCAGGCAGCCUCUCUCUUGGUGCUUCAGGGUGGCUGCCAGGCAAUUGCAGGGGAGGAGGCAGAAGGAAAUGGAGCCAUGUCUCUGCUUCAGCAAGGGGAACAGCUGUUGGAAGAAAAUGGAGAUGUCCUCAUCAGCCUGCAGAGAGCUCACGAGCGUGCAGUGAAGGAAAAUGCAAAAAUGGCUAUGGAAAUUUCUAGAUUGCAACAGAGGCUGAAAAAGUUAGAGCCUGGGUCAGUGAUCUCAUCCUGUUUGGAGGAGCAGACAUCUGAGAUUUCUGGAAGUUCCAGGGAACAAGCAGAACCCAUAAUGAAACAAGGUACAACCACCAAGCACUUCCUGAGCGACCUAGGAGACCAUGAGGCCCGGGACCUGGGAAGUACAGGGACAAGCUCUGUUCAGAGGCAGGAGUGUAAAACCGAGGAGUCAGAAGCUUCCCUGGAGUGCUUUUCUGAGCUUGAAAACAGUGAAGACACCAGGACUGGAUCCUGUGACCUGAAGAGUCAGAUCAUCCAGCUUCAGGAGCAACUGACGGUCUUGCGUGCAGACUGUGAGCGGGCUUCUGAGAGGAAGCAGGACCUGCUCUUCGAUAUUUCUGUGCUUAAAAAGAAACUAAAGAUGCUGGAGAGACUCCCUGAGGCGUCUUCCAGGUAUAAGGUAUUAUAUGAGGAUGCAGCCAGAGAAAACACCUGCCUCCAGGAAGAGUUAAGACUCAUAGAGACUCGCUAUGAGGAGUCGCUAGACAGCAACAAAGAGCUCACCGCUGAGGUCUACAGGUUGCAAGAUGAGAUGAAGAAAAUGGAGGAGGUGAUGGAGACGUUCAUCAGCCUGGAGAAGAGUUACGAUGAGGUCAAACUGGAAAACGAGGAGCUCAGUGCUCUGGUGUUGAGACUUCAGGGGAAGAUGGAGAAGGUACUGGAAAGGGCCACCCUGCAGGGUGACAGCUACUCCCUGUGGGGAGCUCCUUCAGAAAACCUGGAGGUCACCUCUGAUGAAAAGAUGUUUGAACUCCAUCAGACUCCAGAAGAGUGUACACCCAAGGUCAUGAGCAUGCACCAUGUCAUAGAAGAGUGUAGACAAGAAGCCCAGUGCUGUGAACAGGGAAGCACCCGGCUCCUAGCUAGAAUAAAAGCACACGAAAUUGCCUGGUUCCGCAGAACAAUUCAGACACAUCAGGAAAAGCCUAGCGUGCAGAAUCGAGUUGUCCUGGAGGGAAAUGAUGCUCUCCUAGGCCUCCAAGACACACAUCUUCAACAUGAGGCCAUGAUCGCAGAGUUGGAAGUGGAGAAACAAAAGCUACAGGAGCUGACUAGAAGUUUGAGAGAGCGAGUCACUACAUUAGUUAAGCAAAAAGAUACUCCUUCUCAAGGAGAGAAGGAGGAAGAGCUGAAGGCAAUGAUGCAUGACUUGCAGAUCACGUGCAGUGAGAUGCAGCAGAAGGUUGAGCUUCUGAGAUAUGAAUCUGAAAAGCUUCAAGAGGAAAAUUCUAUUUUGAGAAAUGAAAUUACUACUUUAAAUGAAGAAGAUAGCAUCUCAAACCUGAAAUUGGAGGAAUUAAAUGGAUCUCAGGAAGAAUUGUGGCAGAAAAUAGAAACCAUAGAACAGGAAAAGGCUUCGAUUCAGAAGAUGGUUGAAAAAUUAAAGAAACAGGUUUCAGAUUUAAAACUCAAAAACCAACAGUUGGAUUCAGAAAAUAUAGAACUCAGCCAAAAGAACUCCCAAAACAAGGAAGAACUGAAAACCCUUAAUCAACGUCUGGCAGAGAUGCUGAGCCAGAAGGACGAGCCAGGAACUUGCACCUCUGAGAAAUGGGAACAAGAAAAUGCAAGCCUCAAAGGAGAACUGGAUCGCUACAAAGUGCAGACUUCCACUUUGGUGUCUUCUCUGGAGGCAGAACUUUCUGAAGUUAAACUGCAGACUCACAUUGUGGAGCAGGAAAACCUCCUUCUCAAAGAUGAACUGGAGAGACUGAAGCAACUGCACAGAUGUCCUGACCUCUCUGACUUCCAGCAAAAAAUGUCUAGCAUUCUAAGCUACAACGAAAAACUGCUGAAGGAGAAAGAAGUUCUCAGUGAGGAGUUAAAGAGCUGUGCAGAUAAGUUGGCUGAGUCAAGCCUCUUAGAGCACAGAAUUGCUACAAUGAAGCAGGAACAGGAGGCCUGGGAAGAGCAGAGCCAGAGCCUGAAGUCACAGCUGGCCGUAUCCCAGGAAAAGGUUCAGAAUUUAGAAGAUAUCCUACAGAAUGUAAACCUUCAAAUGGCCCAGAUUGAAUCAGACCUCCAAGUGACUCAACAGGAAAAGGAGGCUCUAAAGCAGGAAGUGAUGACAUUACACAGACAGCUUCAAAAUGCCAUUGACAAGGACUGGGCCUCAGAAACAGCUCCCCAUCUCUCAGGGUUCCAGAGCCAGCAGAAAGGGCUCUCCUGGGACAAACUGGACCAUCUGAUGAAUGAGGAACCAGAGCUGCUUUGUCAAGAAAGCAAGAGACUCCAGACUGUGGUACAGAACACCCAAGCAGACCUCACACACUCCUGGGAGAAGGUCUGUCAACUGGAAUCCAACCUUCUUCCCACCAAACACCAAAAACAACUCAAUCAAUCAUGUACUGUGAAGCCCAUAGAACAAGAAAAAUUGACCUUAAAGAGAGAGUGUGAACAGUCUCAGAAAGAACGACCUCCUACUAGUAGGAAGGUCAGUCAGAUGAAUUCCCUUGAUCGAGAAUUAGAAACAGUCCAUCUGGAAAAUGAAGGUCUGAAGAAGAAACAGGUGAGACUGGAUGAAAAGCUAAUGGAGAUGCAGCCCCUGAGGUCCACUGUGACGCAUAGCCCGUCGUCUCACUGGGAUCUGCAGUUGCUCCAGCAGCAAGCCUGUCCGAUGGUGUCCAGGGAGCAAUUUCUGCAGCUUCAACAGCAGCUGCUGCAGGCAGAAAAGAGAAGCCAGCACCUGCAGGAGGAGCUUGACAACAGGACCUCCGAAACCAACACACCACAGGGAAGCCAGGAACACCUUGUAAAUCUCAUGGAAGAACGAAUGAUAGAAGUUGAACAAAAACUAAAGCUGGUGAAAAGGCUUCUUCAAGAAAAAGUGAAUCAGCUCAAAGAACAACUCUGCAAGAAUACAAAAACAGAUGCCAUGGUGAAGGAUUUGUAUGUUGAAAACGCCCAAUUGUUGAAAGCUCUGGAGAUGACUGAACAGCGACAGAAGACAGCAGAGAAAAAGAAUUUUAUCCUAGAAGAGAAGAUCGCCAGCCUCAGUACCAUCGUCAGGAACCUGGCACCAGCACCACUGACUUCUAUGCCUCCUCUGAGGUCAUAGCCAUCCCAAAGGAUGCAUACCAAAGGAUGUGCUUGCAUUUGUGCACUUUACUGACACUAUUGGAAUGUGUUAGUAGGUUCUCUGAACCCUCUAACUCAAAAACUUUCAAUGGCUUAAAAUCAAGCCUACCCGAAGUCUGCCAGCAAUGGAAUUGGAGGCUCCAAAUGGGUGCUUACUGGGAUUCCACAAAUCACUAUUUAAAUUUCACUAUUUAAACUACUCAUAAGCACUGAACUUUUAAAGUAUGUUCUAGAUAGCUACCAAGAAUGAAAUUAACUUAAGAACCUUAAAAUCCCAGUUUUUAAUGUUUUUAAAUUGAUAUUAUCUGUGUAUGCAAUCCAGGUUCCUUUUAAGUUUGAUAUCUAACUAGAGUGGUUAUUAUAUUAUUAUCUUUUUUUUUAACACUUAAGUAUUGAACUCAUUCUGCUUACAGUACUUUAGUCUUUUUGAAUUAAUUGGCUGACUGCAGUUCUGUUCAGAGAAGGCCAGUAGGUAGCAACCAAGGUCAGAGAAGUCCAAGUUCUGUAAAACUCUGACUUCUGAUGCCAGGUCUUGUUACUCUUGCUGUAUAGCAGAUUCAGAACUAACUUACCCAGCUGCACUCUUAAAUAGGAAUAAAGCUUUACUUUCUUUAAACAGCCCUUUCUCUUCCCCCUAAAGCUUUUGUUUGGGACCUUGUCUUCUAAACAAAUUGAUAAAACUGCACUCUUAACAUUACUGAACUUUAGGGAGACCAUGGACAGACAGAACACUUUGGAGUAAACAGCCACCCGUGGAGCAUGAUGCAGGAGUUUCAUCUCUCCCAAGCCCUGGAGUUCAUGGACAUACCUUUGAGUUUGCAUCAAAAGCUCAGGGAACGAUUUUUGAACUGUCUUCCUGAACUACUUGCUGCCUGGCCUCUCAAAGAACUAGAGAUCUGUAAACCAUACAACCUUAUUUGUCUUAUAUAUUAACAGCCAUAGACUUUUUUACUUCUAUGUUUUAGUGCACUUAAUUAUCUGAAAAGGCCUUGACUGUAGAGUUAAACACCUCUCUCUCUUACUUACAAAGAGUUUUUACUGUUUGUUUAAUACAGGUCAAGAUUUCCAUGCUUCUGACCUUUUGAUACUUCAUAUCUGAACUUAUGAAUCUCAUUCUGUGGAGAACAUUGGCAUGCUAUCAGGGGUAAAGGAGAGAAAUCAGAGUGUUUCAUUUUAUAAGAGAUACAAGAGAAAAGUAAACCAUUAUGUAUGGGAAGAGACACAAGACAAGUCAGAUUGGCUGAGAAGUCACAUGAUAUGAGGAAAUCUUGAGCCAUUUCCAUCAUGACUCUUUGGAAUUCUUUAGGGCCUAACUAUCCAGUGCCUCCAGCCCAGAGCUCUCUCUACCAAGUGUGACACAGCACACUGUCUGUGCUCCAGUAUCUCACACUGGUUUUGCACUACUGUUCGUAUCAGAAAGUUCUGAUCUCCUACUGGGGAAAGAAUUAAUCCUUCCCUAUAAUUAUACAUCAAAUCUUUGGCCUCUGGUAUUAUGCCUCCUCUAAAUCUUCCCACUCAGCUACAUAUGGUAUUAACUUUAGCAGAAAAUUGUGGGUAGGCCUAGGCUAAGAUGAGAGGUAAACUAAGUCUAUAUGAAGUACUUCUGUGAGAUGCUUCGGAUUCUGAAGGUUAAUUUCACUGGAACUGAACAGUAAGCACAUUUCUCCAACAGUUGGCUGGCAUGAGGCCAUGUUUGUUGUGCUUCUUAAUUUUAUUUUAUGAAAAGUGUAGGUUAGUGUUUCUUAUAAAUGUGUAUUUAUGUGUACAUAAAGUGCUGUACAAUGACUGUAAAUAUGAUUUUUUGAAAAGUGUUAGAGCUCAUUUAGAAUUAUCUCACCCAAAAUCAAAAUGCUACUUUAGUAAAAUGUUAAUUUCUUGCUGUAUCCCACUAACUAGAUAGGGGGGAAGAUCAAUAUGAGAAAUGUCUAUAGAUAUCUCAAAUUUAUACAUUCAUGCAGCAGUUUAUUUUUCAGAAGACUUUUAGAGUGGGAGUUUAACUGCCCGUGUAGAAUGUAGCUUAAAGGGACUGGAGAGAUGGCUCAGUGGUUAAGAACACUGACUGUUCUCCCAGAGGUCCUGAGUUCAAUUCCCAGCAACCACAUGGUGGCUCACAACCACCUGCAAUGGGAUCCAAUGCCCUCAUCUGGUGUGUCUGAAGACAGCUACAGUGUACUCAUGUGCAUAAAAUAAAUAAAUAGAAUCUUUUUAAAAAAAGAAUAUAGCUUAAAGUUUUAAAAGCAUCAAAUGUAAAAUCCUAGAAUUAUGUGCAGAUUCGACUCUCGGAGUUUCUUUCCAGUGGCUCUUUCCAAAAUCGCAAGUUAGGUAUUUUAUGACCAUAGCUACUUUUCUUUUCUUUUCUUUUCUUUUUUUUUUUUUUUUUUAGCACUGGUCUCUAUUGCCCUGUUUUCUGUCUUCUAGUUUUUAAAGCCUUACUCUGUUGUUUCCCCUAAGGGGAGAAAGGAUUUAUUUUAUCUAAAGGUCUUUACUCUUAAAGUAAGUCUGUGAGGGGAGAGAAGUCCAUGUGGCUUAGGAUGAACCACAGUAUUUUCAUUUGCUUUUCAAAAACUCUAAUUCCAGCUAAGCCAUUGUAAAUGUAAAUACCUCCUUGAAACUGCAAUGUGCUGUUUGUAUAUUUGACUAUCAGCAUGUUUUAUAUAAACAGAUCAUGAAAUCAUAAACUUUAAGGUAUAGGAAGACAUCUUACAGGUCUAGUGUUUCAGUAAUAAGUCAAUAUUCAGGGCAGGAGAAACAUUUGAAAAACUUU